AGUAAGGAGCGAUGGCCAGGCGGACGAGUCAGAUAACACCACACGAGACAGUCGUCAUACCCAGUGACCUUACCGACAAACAGUUUGAGGAAAUAAAGGAGUCUUUCAAUAAGAUAGACCUGAAUGGAGACGGCCGGUUAUCUAAGAGGGAGUUAAUGAAGGCCGCAGCCAUCCUAGGUAUGAACCCCACGGAAAAAGACGUCAACAAGAUGAUGAAGGACGUCGACAAGGACGGCGAUGGGUUUAUAAGUUUCAAAGAAUACCUCAACAUAAUGAGAGAAAACUACAAGGAGGUAGAUUUAGAACGAGAACGGAUGAAGGCUGCGUUCAGUUAUAUAGACAAAGACAAUGACGGUUAUGUGACACUAAAGGAGCUUAAAGUAGUCCUCUGUCACAAAAACCAGGAUAUCACCGUACAGGAGAUAGAGGAAUUCUUUAAAGAAAUUGACAUAGAUGGGGAUGGAAAGAUCGACUAUGAAGAAUUCAUCGAGUCCGAUUUAUGCAAUAGUGUAUUUUGA
Saccostrea cuccullata (small rock oyster) is the source of this 518-nucleotide messenger RNA. Its product is annotated as neo-calmodulin-like. The record is from RefSeq and is a predicted model, not a curated record. Bases 12 to 518 code for a protein of 168 amino acids. NCBI's taxonomy places the organism in Eukaryota, Metazoa, Mollusca, Bivalvia, Ostreida, Ostreidae. Gene Ontology annotation, molecular function: calcium ion binding. The transcript is spliced from 4 exons. Gene Ontology annotation, cellular component: cytoplasm.